AUGGCAGACACGUCGGCGACCGUGGCGAGGCUGCGCGAGUCCCUGUGCUCCGAGGCGACCCCGCUGCCCAUCCGCUUCCGCGCCCUCUUCUCGCUCAAGCACGUCGCCCGCAACGGCUCCGAGGCCGAGUCGAAAGAGGCCAUCGACGCCAUUGCCGCCGCCUUUGUCUCGCCCUCUGCCCUCCUCAAGCACGAGCUCGCCUACUGCCUCGGCCAGAGCAACAACCAGGAUGCCAACGAGCCCCUCAAGAAGGUCCUCGCCGACCUCCAGGAGGACCCCAUGUGCCGGCACGAGGCUGCCGAGGCCCUGGGCGCGCUGGGCAGCCAGGACAGCCUGCAGAUCCUGCGCGAGUUCAGGGACCGCAAGGGCGAGGACGUGUGCAUCACACAGACGUGCGAGAUCGCCAUCGACCGGAUAGAGUGGGAGAAUUCUGAACAGCGCAAGGCCGAAAAGUUGCACCAGAGUGACUUUGCAUCGGUAGAUCCCGCCCCUCCAAUGCCCGAGUCCAGCGCCACGGUCGAAGAUCUCGAGAAGCAGCUCAUGGACACGUCGGCGCCGCUCUUUGUGCGCUACCGCGCCAUGUUUGCCCUGCGCGAUCUCGCCUCUCCUCCCGACCUACCCACUUCCACCCCUGCGGUGCUCGCCCUGGCAAAGGGUCUGAGCGACUCGUCCGCGCUCUUCCGCCACGAGAUUGCAUUCGUCUUCGGCCAGCUGUCGCACCCGGCAUCGAUCCCGGCUCUGACCGCUUCGUUGGCGAAUGUGGAGGAGGCGAGCAUGGUACGCCACGAGGCGGCCGAGGCGCUGGGCAGUCUUGGUGACGAGCCAGGCGUCGAGGAGACCUUGAGGAGCUUCCUCAACGACAAAGAAAAAGUCGUCCGGGAGAGCGUCAUAGUCGCACUCGACAUGGUCGACUACGAGCAGUCGGGUCAGACCGAGUACGCCCUCAUCCCCGAGUCUGCGCAGUCUGUUGCUGCUUAA
Molecule: messenger RNA, 978 nt
Organism: Microdochium trichocladiopsis
Lineage: Eukaryota; Fungi; Ascomycota; Sordariomycetes; Xylariales; Microdochiaceae
Product: deoxyhypusine hydroxylase
Exons: 2
Coding region: 1-978 (325 amino acids)
Biological process (GO): peptidyl-hypusine biosynthetic process
Molecular function (GO): deoxyhypusine monooxygenase activity
Source: RefSeq, a predicted model, not a curated record